CCGGCUCAUGAAAAUACCAAUAAGGCAUUCGUGUUUAUGGUUUCUUGCAUGAACUUCUGUUUAUGUAACUGGUCUUACUAGCAGCGCGACUGCUGCGAGCCUCGAACCGGCGUCUGUUUAGGGUCCGUGUGCGGUGACGAUCUCUCUGUGGUCGAUCACAGCGAAAACUUUCUGAUUGAUUGAUUGUUUCUGUCUUUCAUCAGUGAGCGAAAUAGUUAUACUUCAUCAGAUCACUAAUUUUAUGCAUACAUAAAUAGAAUAACAGCGAAAUAAAAGCACACCUUAGGAUUGCUAGGAAAUGUUUUUUUUACCUAAGGAUCUAUCCAUCAGUAUAUUAUGCCUUCACUGUUAGUAAACAUUGUGACGCGUUUUUGUGGGCGGAGCUUAGGUGGAGGCAGGAAUAUCCCCCUGACUGGAUGACUAAUGCUAGGCAGCAGCAGCACGUUUUUUGCUUGCUUUUCGACAAUGACUUAAAACAAAUUUGAACAUGUAAGGUCAUUUACUGUCUAGGAGCACGAUUGUUUUUGAAAAGGUUAACUUUAACGCCAUGAACGUGGCAGACCUCUCCGCGCUCACUCAGUAGAUCCAGAGACGAACUGACAGGAUGACCUCCAGUUAAGUGUCCUGACAUCUACACCCACCAGACACAUAAACCAAGUGUGUAUUUUAAAGAUAAACUGAGAGCAUAUACGUGUGCUAACACAGGCAAACGUGAGUAAAUGAAUUUACUUCAACACAAACCUGACACAUAGCCUAUCUUGAGCCUUCUCACUGUUCUCUCUCCCUUUAACUAAUGCACCUGUGACAACUAAAGAAGAGAUGACAAACACUUUCUUUUAUGUUUAGUUUCUUGCCGACAGUUAACUGAUGGUUGUAUAACUAACAAAGUUAGCGAGCAUAACCUAUGUGUUCAAAAGUUAACGUUACGUGAAAAAUAACUUGUUCACCCGUUUCUGAUUUGGGCGUACGUGAGAUAUUUUUAGACCCAAAUAAUAAUCCACACGAACUAAAGACCGUAGUUUUCUUAUCUUAAGUGUUAUGCGAGCAUUAUUGGUGAUCGGUUCUGUUCAGUCCGCUCGUUUUAUUGUGUUUAUCUACAGCUGUCGGUGUUUUUGUUUGGCAAUUGCAGCAUGUAUGUGUUAGAAUAUCAAACUGGAGUAUUUUGUCGAUUGUGCCACUAAACAACACAACAAGAUGAUAUUUUAAACCGAAUCUUUGCUGGUUUGUAUUGGCCGCCUCCAGUUUCUGUUUGUUUCGCCUCCAGCUCAUGACGUAAGCGUGACGCGGCACAAAAGGCGUCUAUAAUGAUAACUGUAAUUAACAAUAACUGAAACUAUAACUAUAUUUUCGUCCACACGAUAACAAAAACGUUUUGUUUAUUGUAAGCAUGUACGCUGUAGUUUUCAGUCACUUAAAUAAAUGUAGAUGACCUUCUGCUGAUGCUUUCGUCUUUAUUUCUCCAAAAUACUGACAUAAUGAUUAUGUUCAUGUAAAAGAUAAUGAUAGAAAUGAUCCCAUUAAAUUACACAACAAAUAUAUCAUUUACAUUUAGUCAUUUAUCAGACGCUUUUAUCCAAAGUGACUUACAGGUGGGGUAUAUCAAAUAUCAACAUAAUCACAUAACCUGCUGCUUUACAUUCUCUGAUCUGACACGCACACACACACAAAUGCAAGCAAACACACACACAGAUCUACAGGGUUCCAUACUGCUCAGGAAACACACAGUGCCAACUUCCUGUACAAGAAAUACAGCAGCCGCUCUCUCAGUCAGAGAUCAGGAGACAACCCCACACACACACACAUGAAAUGAACUGUGUUUCUCUAAUGGUGAUUGAUUGAGUUUUGUUUUAUUUAUGUGGUAUUGGAAGCUAAAUAUGUCAAACGUCACUUUGGUAAAUAAUGUUACUAAAUGUUUAUUUUAUUGUGUAGUGUCUAUAACUAGCUAGAUACGUCCUAUAAAUAGAUAACUGUGUGUGUCGGGGUUGGGUGUUGAAAAAAGGUCAGUGGAAAUCUGUCACAUCAUAAUAAUGUGUGACACAUGAGGCUGUAUGUUUGUGCAGGUCUGUUCUCGUCCGCUGUGAACACAUUAACACAUUCAUUUAUAAUAAUCAGAGAUGUCGGAUCAGUUACUGUGAAUGUGUGAGAGAACUUUAUUGUGUUUUUGAGGGGAAUGUUCAUAUGCUUUUGUUUGUCAAGAAAUGACAUGUAUAGGUCGUACAAGAGGCACAGAUGUUUGUUUAGAAUUCCAUAUGUUGAGUCAUCAUGUGUCCUGUAUGAUAAUAACAGAUCAUAAAUAUAGCUGCAAGCAGCAAUUGCGGGGUAAAGCCCAACCACGGCCCAAAGGGAAGUCUUUUGGAUAUGUAAGAUGAUCAGAUUUGGAAAACCAAAUUUAAAAACACAGGGAAAAGUGGUUACAACACAAGAAAAUUGCUUAUAACCUUUGACCAAUACUUGGCGCUGUCGCCAAAAUUGAGGCAGAGAAGAUGUGCCUGUGAUUAUGCAUACCAAGUUUUGGGUCAACUCAAAAAAGUGUCCUGACAAGCUUAAGAUCCUGAUGCUACAUAACAAAUUUCGUCCAAAUCUGAUACAUUUUGUAGAAGGAGUUCGAAAAAACAUUUUUUCUAUAUAAUUCAAUGUGGCCGACAGGAAUUAUGGUGGAAUAUGGCAACUCUGAUAUCAAACAACUCGGCAUGAGCCAACAAAUAUACUAAUGUGAAUUGAAUACCAUUAUGUUGAUUUAUUCAUAUGUUAUAAGUAACGUUAUAUCUCCUAUAACUUUACCUUAUAUUCAUUAUUGCGUUUGUAAAAUGCAUAAUUUUAUGACAAAAUUCAAAAUGAUCUAACCCUAACCCCACCCACAAUGGACGAAUAUGAACAUUGGGUAUGGUUUGACUCGCCAUGAAUCAAACAAGACCACUCUUAUGAUUUUACACCAAAGUUUACCAAGGAUUUAAACAAACCGUAAAGGAGGUUUUGAGAUGAAUUCAAAAUUGCGGGACAUUUUUUACGAUGGAAAAUUACGUCAUAUACUGUAUUUGAAUAGACGUGAGCCAUCUAUUUGUGUGUGUGUCUGUUUGUGUGUGGGGCCUUUGAUCUGCUCCGAUACACUGAAACACAUCUCCAGCAGUGUGUCACAGCAGAGGUCAUGUGCUGUCUGCCUCCCUUUCAUGUGUGUGCGUGUGUGUGUCUGUGUGUGCGUGUGUGUUCAAUCAGGACUGAAUGCUUUGGAAACAAGAACUAAAUCUGCCAAAAUGUCCUUUAAUGAAAUUGAGUACUCUAUAAAGUUAAUCAUGUACCAACGGCAAGAGUUUUCUUCUUUGCUAUGGUUUGUGUGUGUGUAGUCUUGAUACACACACAAAUAAUAAUUAAAGUGUGUGUGUAAAUAUAUAAUUGAGCAAAUGAGCAGCAAUCAUUCUCUGAACAUCUCGUUCUCCCUAGAAUAGUCACUAGGUUUCGUGUCAUUCUUCUGUGUGGUUUUUGUGAGUUGUGUUGUUGUUGGAUGGAUGUUUAAGUGCAGUGUGUUGUUUAGAUGGAGGUGUGUGUGUGAUUUGUAUGACACCGUGUUCAUGUGUCAUUGGCUGCCAUCAGAACUGCUGUGUGUCGGAGGAAUCAUACACCCCAGUCCCCACUCCUGCCCCUUCUGCCCCAGGGUCCUCUGAUACCUCCAGCACUCUUUCUCUGAAGAGCACGCCAUCCUCACGUUUGUCUUUUCAUUCCUCAUCCUCCUCAUGUAAGUGACAGUUAGUGUGUCAUCAUGUUGAUGUAUAAAAUGCAGGCCAGUUUUUUCCAGAAAUAUUCCAGUAAAACAUUUCAUAAAAAUUGACAGAAACUCAGCAGUUUUUAAACGUGACCUGAUUAAAGACACAACAUUAUCACUUUUUAGCACAAAAGCAUCUAAAACCCACCUGCACAGUGACUUAUUUUGUCUGCUUGUGUGCUUCCAACAAUGUUUGAAUUGAGUUGAAAUUCGCAAAUUUAAGCAGCGUAACGUGUGUCAAUGGUACAUUAUCCUCGCUGUCUGGUAUUACUGUCACACAAAUCACAAGUGUGUUUGACUUGAUGUGGAAAUGGGCAUCACAACAUUGAAACAGCAAUUCAACUGCGGUACUCUUGCAAUACUCUGAUGUGUUUAAAGCUGCUUUGCAACAAUGAAAAUUGGAAGUGAAUACACCAAACAAUUUCCACAUCCCAUAAUAAAACAGUGAAUGACAUGAUGACAUGUAUUGUUAGCGUCUAGCACUGAACUCUCUUGUAGUUUCCUUGAGGUCACUCUGUUGGCUAUACUGUAUGUAACUGGUAUAAAACUUUCUCAUUUGUGAGUCCUGUCAGAUUGAUUUCCAUCAGCGGUGGAGCUCCAAAGAAGAAUAGAAAUGUGAAUUGUGAUUGUUGGUGGUGGAUGCUGGAGGUGUGUCUUCUGCGCAUGUUCUUCACUUCUACACAAACCUGAUGUCAGGAAGGGAGGAUGAUGAUGGGGCUUUAUGCGUUUCUCUGUAAGCUUUGGACCGAAGUGAAGGUGAAGACAGAGCGCGAGAUGAUGAAGAUUGACUGAAUGAGUCUAACACAGUCUGGCUCAGAAUCUUCAAGAAGUCCAGAUGGAGCAUGCGGAUGUGGAGAGCAGCAUCACGGUCAGACAGCCCAAGCUGCCCAAGCAGGCGCGAGACGACUUCUCCACAGCAGCGCAGGAGAAAGAGCGCGCCAAGCGGAAGGUCCAGAGGUACGUUCGGAAAGACGGAAAGUGCAACGUGCACCACGGAAACGUGCGUGAGACGUACCGCUACCUGACGGACAUCUUCACCACGCUGGUGGACCUCAAGUGGAGGUUCAACCUCUUCAUCUUCGUGCUGGUGUACACGGUGACGUGGCUCUUCUUCGGCUUCAUGUGGUGGUUGAUCGCAUACGUGCGGGGCGACCUGGACCACAUCGGGGACAACCAGUGGACGCCAUGCGUCAACAACCUCAAUGGCUUCGUGACGGCGUUCUUGUUCUCCAUCGAGACGGAGACGACCAUCGGCUACGGCCACAGGGUGAUCACUGACAAGUGUCCGGAGGGCAUCCUGCUGCUGCUGGUGCAGUCUGUGCUGGGCUCCAUCGUCAACGCCUUCAUGGUGGGCUGCAUGUUCGUGAAGAUCUCGCAGCCUAAGAAGCGCGCCGAGACUCUGGUGUUCUCCACCAAUGCUGUCAUUUCCGUGCGUGAUGGACGACUGUGUCUGAUGUUCCGCGUCGGGGACCUUCGGAACUCGCACAUCGUGGAGGCGUCCAUCAGGGCCAAGCUGAUCAAGUCUAAACAGACCAAAGAGGGAGAGUUCAUCCCUCUGAAUCAAACGGACAUGAAUGUGGGCUACGACACCGGCGACGACCGCCUCUUCUUGGUGUCUCCGCUCAUCAUCUGCCACGAGAUCAACCAGCACAGUCCCUUCUGGGAGAUCUCCAAAGAACACCUGGCCCAUGAGGAGCUGGAGAUAGUGGUCAUCCUGGAGGGCAUGGUCGAAGCAACAGGGAUGACGUGUCAAGCGCGCAGCUCGUACGUGGCCAGCGAGAUCAAGUGGGGUUACCGCUUCACCCCUGUCCUGACCCUGGAAGACGGUUUUUAUGAAGUCGACUACAACAGCUUCCACGACAUUUAUGAAACCAACACGCCCAGCUGCAGCGCUCGAGAGCUGACCGAAAUGAUGGCGCGCUCGCGCCUGCCGCUCACCUGGUCGGUGCCAAGCAAACUGAGUCAACAGGGCACGCUGGACUCACAGGACGACGCUCACGAGAAGAGACCCGACACAGACGAGCUGACGGAGAGAAACGGAGACAUCGCCAAUAUGGAGAGCGAGUCAAAGGUGUAGGACGAAACGCGUACGUCACCCUCUCCCCUGCGUCUGCAGAUGUUAGGCUGAGGUCAGAGGUCAGCUCAGGAAAGCGGCGGCCACAAGGUCACGAGCGCCCCCUUAUCUCACGCGCCUCUUUCUCACCUCAAAGACUGCGGCGGUGUGUGGAUGGAUGAACUGCAUGGUUUUCAAAAAGAUUUUGUUUUGUAAAGAUGAGAAAUGAUAUUUUCGGAUUUGUAAUUCAAAGAUUAAAGUCUAUAUAUGAAUAUAUAUAUAUAUAUAUAUAUAGAUCUAUUCUAGGGCAUUUGUAUUUUUUGUAUAUAUAUAUUUGAAUAUUGGUUUGCGCUGUGUGAUUAUUUGACCGGAGGUUGUUUGAUAUGACACUUGACCGAAAUUGUACGUCUGUAUAUUCUGAAACUCUUAGAGCUUACAGACAUAUUUAGCCGAUCCUCGCAUGGACGAAACAAUCCUGUCAUAAGCAGAUGUUCUCUGAUGUACAUAGAAACAGAACAGCAGCUCUUUAACCUGAAUGCAAACCUGGAGGAGAUGAAUGUCGCUCAAGUGGCCAGCGGAUGUUUUGCAUGAUCUCAUGAAGGUGUGUGUGUGUGUGUGUGUGUGUGUGUGUGUGUAGCUGUGCAUGUCUGCUCAAAUAACCCGUCCUGAGAGCAGGACUUUAUAUAUCCAUUUUCACCUCCAAUUAUUUUUUAUUUCAUAAUCACCCUUUGGGUUCUUUAAGUGGAGAGAAACAGUUCACUUCAAAAUUUUGAUUCUUUUCUUUUUAUUAUUAUUAUUGAUCAAGAAUCUGGUUUCACAGUCACCCCGUCUGUCAAAAUCUCAAUUGAAGUCUCACUGCUGUGUGUGUGUGUGUGUGUGUGUGUGUGUGUGUAAUCUCCGCGUCACGUGUGUGCUGCAGAUCUCAUUCCACUGUGUGUUGAGCUUUGAGAGUCAUGAUGAGAAACACUCUUCUUCUAUACGUUUGAUGGAUGUGGCCAUUAUGAAAUGUUCGGGUUCUUCAGAAAUGAAAAGCAGCCUUCUUCUGAGGAUGAUAAAUAACAACAGGAUUUUAUUUUGUGAAACUAAUCACUAUAGUGCAGCUGUUCUUGGAGGAAUCUCCAGAGCUCGGAUCGGUUUGAUGUUUUUUGUUAAUCUUGGUUUUCUUAGACAACAGCUGAUGUGAACCUGACGAGUUGAAUCGCUCGCACCCAAAACCAAAGAGCCGAUCACCUCACAUCACACGAGCAGAUGAAUCAUAUCGUGAUUCUUUUCAUCCGCAUCGGCUGUCCUCUUUCAUCCUGUAACGAUGUUCAAUACUCAACAGAAUCUGAUGAGAUCAGCAAGAAAUCCCACUGAGAGAGUCAAACCUUAUGUGUGCGGUGUAUGAAGUGCCCUUUAAAUGAUGGAAAGCCAUUCCGUUCAGUUCAUUCGCUCGGGAAAUAAGUCAGAAAGAUUAUUUCAUUUGUCUUCUUUCACGAGCUGUUACACGUCGAUACAGCCCUGAGCAUACAUCUCGACGGUUAAUCACGCUUUCAUGGUUGAUUUUGGUCAUUACACAUCACUAAAACCAUCACAAACUAAAGAAAUCUGCUCAUGUAAUGUUAAAACAUUCAGUGUUUCAUGUCAAAGAUGACUUGAGUUCUUCAUGUUCACAGUGGAAUGGGAACUGUACUGAUUUAUGACGCAUGAUGUUUUUACAUUAAACAGUAUCAUUCAAAAACCAGA
This is a messenger RNA of Triplophysa dalaica, 7535 nucleotides long. RefSeq names its product potassium inwardly rectifying channel subfamily J member 6 (gene kcnj6). The record is from RefSeq and is a predicted model, not a curated record. The coding region runs from base 4593 to 5834 and encodes 413 amino acids. The transcript has 4 exons. Gene Ontology annotation, molecular function: G-protein activated inward rectifier potassium channel activity. Gene Ontology annotation, biological process: potassium ion import across plasma membrane; regulation of monoatomic ion transmembrane transport. Gene Ontology annotation, cellular component: plasma membrane. Lineage: Eukaryota; Metazoa; Chordata; Actinopteri; Cypriniformes; Nemacheilidae.